Closterium sp. NIES-65 is the source of this 3207-nucleotide messenger RNA. Lineage: Eukaryota; Viridiplantae; Streptophyta; Zygnematophyceae; Desmidiales; Closteriaceae. The record is from the annotation of a GenBank genome assembly.
AUGGUCAUGGACGUCGCUCGUACGUCCAUGAUGCAUGCGGCUGCUCCCCAUUUUCUGUGGCCGUUUGCGGUCAGGUACGCUGCGCACCAGAUCAACCUCCACCCCAGGGUCUCUCGACCGGAGACCUCCCCAGCCCUGCUGUGGACGGGGAAGGUUGGCGAUGCGUCGGCGUUCCGGGUCUGGGGAUCUCGGGCGUUUGUUCGCGACCUGUCUGCGGACAAGCUGUCCCCUCGUGCUUCUCCCUGCGUCUUCCUGGGGUUCCCCCCCGACGCCCCUGGGUGGCAGUUUUACCACCCCACCUCUCGACGUGUUCUGUCCUCCCAGGACGUCACGUUCGACGAGUCGGUACCCUACUACCGCCUCUUCCCCUACCGCUCUCCGUCCCUCCCCCCACCCCCGCUCUUCUUGGUAGCCGCGGUUGAGCCUGUCGAGGUCACUGGUGACUCUGGUGCUGCUGCGGGAGCUGAGCCUGGGGGUGCGGAGUCUGGGGGUGCUGGGCCUGGGGGUGCUGUGUCUGGGGGUACUGAGCCUGGGGGUGCUGAGCCUGGGGGUGCUGAGCCUGGAGGUGCCGAGCCUGGAGGUGCUGUGCCUGGGGGUGCUUCGUCUCGCCGGGAGCCGCUCUCUCCACAGGAGCUGCGUGAGUGGUUUGCCCGGCGCUGGAGGCGUGCCGCUGGUGCUGGUGGUUCUUCGGCUGCGGAGGGCGCUGCUGCCACGCGACCUGGCGGUGCUCGUCCUGUGGGUGCUGGAGCUGCUGGGUCUGAGGGUUCUCCUGGAGCUGGUCCUGCUGAGGACGUUGGCGCUGAGCCUGCGGUUGGUGGUCCGACUGACGGUGCUCCUGGUGCUGCUGCUGGAGGUUCUGGAGCUUCUGGUGGUUCUACUGGAGGUGCUGCUGGACUGAGUACUCCGGCCGGUGCUGCUGGUUCUGUUCCUGCUGUUUCUGGCGUCGCCGCGCGGUCUCGACCGUACUUCGUUCCGCUCCUGGAGCAGGUUCUUGGUCUUGCUCCUCCUCCUCCUCCCUUGGAGGGUCCGCACCCUGUCCGGUCACCGCCACAGCUAGAGCCUGCCUCCCCUUUGCCUGCUCCUUCUCCCUACGCUGGUCCGACUGGAGGCCUUACUGAGCGUCGUGAGCCUGCGUCUCGUCCUGCGUCGCCUGUUCGUACUGAGCGCGCUAGUGGUCGCGGGUCGCGUCAGCGUCCUCCUCCUGUCCCUGGCACGCACCGGAUGUCACUGCGUCCGUCCACUGCUCCUCUGCGUGCCCCUUUGCCUUCUCCUCCUGCUUCCUCUCUUCCUGCUCUUGCCGACCCGGAGUCGGACUCUCUUCGUGCUGCCAGUCCUACUGUCACGCGUCUCCUUGCUACUGCUGUCACUGACCCUUCCUUCGAGUCGUCUGCUGCGUCUGCCCUUGUCACUGAGCUUGUCGACUUUGCUGCGCGCUGUCGUCUAGACUACGCUGCUCGUCUUGUCGCUGAGUCAGAGUCCGCCUGUCCUCCGUCCGUCGGGGGUGAGUGUGCCCUUGGCACGGACGUCCUAGAGGACAGGCAGGAGGAGUUCCAGUGUCUAGCCGCUGCUUCACCUCGUCUCGCGUCUGUACUGCUAGCCCCUGAGGGAGACCCGGAUGCACUAGACAUCCCGACUCCGCGUUCUUACGCGGAGGCCGUAGAGGGUCCCUACUCCUCUCAGUGGCAGGCAGCUAUGGAUGCAGAGAUGGCUUCCUGGAAGUCCACAGGCACCUACGUUGACGCGGUUCCCCCUCCUGGGGCGAACAUCGUCAGUGGCAUGUGGAUCUUCAGGGUGAAGCGGCCGCCGGGCUCGCCGCCUGUCUUCAAGGCGCGUUACGUGGCUCGUGGCUUCAGUCAGCGGCAGGGAGUUGACUACUUUCAGACCUUCUCUCCCACCCCGAAGAUGACCACUCUUCGGGUGCUGCUGCACAUUGCCGCUCAGCGCGACUACGAGCUUCACUCUCUCGACUUCAGCACUGCGUUCCUGCAGGGUAGCCUGCACGAGGAGAUCUGGCUGCGCCGUCCGCCUGGCUUCACUGGGACUUUCCCUUCUGGCACCCAGUGGAGCCUCCGACGGCCAGUCUACGGUCUCCGCCAGGCACCGCGUGAGUGGCACGACACACUGAGGACUACGCUUGCGGCUCUUGGGUUUGCUCCUUCUACUGCUGACCCGUCGCUGUUUCUUCGCACCGACACUUCCCUGCCGCCGUUCUACAUCCUCGUGUACGUCGACGACUUGGUCUUUGCCACAGCGGACACUGCUGGACUCGCCUACGUGAAGUCCGAGCUGCUGAAGAGACACACGUGCACAGACCUGGGUGAACUGCGCAGCUACCUUGGCUUGCAGAUCACUCGGGACAGAGCACGCCGCACCAUUACCCUGACUCAGUCACACAUGGUGCAGCAGGUCCUUCAGCGCUUCGGCUUCACGUACUCCUCGCCUCAGGCCACUCCUCUGCCUACUCGCCACUCACUCUCAGCUCUGCCUUCGGAUGAGUCCGUAGAGUCGAGUGGUCCGUAUGCAGAGCUUGUUGGCUGCCUCAUGUACCUGAUGACCUGCACACGACCUGACCUUGCAUACCCUCUGAGCAUCCUUGCACGCUAUGUUGCUCCUGGGAGACACCGACCAGAGCACAUGGCUGCAGCGAAGAGGGUAUUGCGCUACCUGUGCAGUACGUCGGGCAUGGGGCUAGUGCUUGGAGGGCGGAGUCCAGUGGUCCUUACUGGGCACGCAGACGCUUCUUGGGCUGACGACCAGGCUACGCAGCGGUCGUCACAGGGUUACACCUUCAGCCUUGGUUCCGGCUCUGUCUCGUGGCGGUCUACUCGCUCGUCUUCGGUUCUCGGCUCCAGCUGUGAGGCUGAGAUCUACGCCGGGGCCAUGGCUGCACAGGAGCUUCGCUGGCUCACCUACCUGCUGACUGACCUUGGAGAGCUGCCUCGUUCUCCUCCAGUGCUGUACGUAGACAACAAGGCCAUGUUGGCCUUGUGUCGAGAGCAGCGCUUGGAGCACAGAACGAAGCACAUUGCUCUCCGCUACUUCCUUGCUCGUGAGCUGCAGCAGCGUGGUCAGUUGCGACUUGCUUACGUGGCCUCUGAGGCCAACACUGCUGAUGUGUUCACCAAGGCACUUGCGCCUUGCGACCAUCAGCGCUUUUGUACCCAGCUGGGUCUUGUACCUGUCUUGCCUCACUUGCUCUCUUCUUAA